AUGGUCAUGUCUUUGAGAAAAACUCAAACACCCCCCGUAGACGAAUCACGAGGACAUUUUGGGGUAGUACGCGACAGUGAACCACCAAUCCAACAUCAAGAUUCUUUCUUUCCGCACAUAGAUGAAGACCAAUCGCUCGGGGAAGGCGACUCAUCUUCUUUCCUUGACGCUACUCUUGCGCCUUCCAGAUCCCGAUCUUUUAGAAGCUCGGGCGAAAGAACAUAUAGUUCCCGCCUGGAUCACCCUCAGGAAAAAACCUCACUUGCUGGCCAAGAUGAUACGGAAAAAGCAAGGUCGGAAAAUGCAAGUGUAAAGUCUGACGGAACAAGAGAACACAUUCCAAGCGAGGUCCAUAUGUUCUCCUUGGAAGAUGACUCAAGUCUCCCUGUCAUGACGGUAAGGUCGAUCUUGGUAGGAAUCCUGGAAGGCAUUUUGGGCGCCGCUGUUACACAAUUAUUCAUGUUCAAGCCGGUUCACCUUCGUCUGCAACCUCUUUUUCUACAAAUUACAUCGAUGCUUUUGGGAAGGGGACUGGCCCUAAUACCCGGACCCAAAUGGUGGAACCCAGGUCCAUUCAGCAUUAAAGAAACCACAUUCGCUUCCAUUAUGUCUACUUCGGCGAGUGUUGGUGCCUUCGCCAUCGAGAUGUUGGCAGCCAAAGAUCUAUAUUUCGAUCAAGUCUCAAGUCUUGGAGUCUCUCUCCUUGUACUUCUGAGCUCACAGAUGAUAGGAUACGGCUGGGCAGGAUUAUUACAGCCUAUUCUUGUUUAUCCUGCGCAAGUUGUUUACCCAGACGUAUUACCAUCUGUUGCUCUGUUCCACUCACUUCACGGCGAAGGUCAACACACAAAGGAUCAGCUGUCGUUUUUCAAGAAGGCUUUCUUCAGCAUGGGAUUUUACGAGAUUUUUCCUACCUACAUAGCUCCAGCAUUCCAAGCAAUCAGUUUCUUUUGCCUUACCCUUCCUCCGAAUCCCUUGAUAACAAAUCUUUUCGGGGGAGCAAAACCAUUUGAAGGGCUGGGAUUUCUGAAUAUUUCUGGUGACUGGGCAUUGAUAGGAGCACACGGUCCCUUUUUUACGCCCCUGAGCGCUCAAUUUCACCAUAUUUCUUGGUUUGAUGCUGGAGUGGCCCAAAAUUUCCCAUUUUUGUCUGUCUCUUUGCUCACCGCUCAGGGAACGCCGUAUCCUAUCAAAAAAGUCAUCAAUGGUGACGGAACCCCUAAUGAAGACGCCAUCACGCAAAUCGGUCUACCCUCUUUCACUUCGACAUACGUGAUCGCUCAAGUGUUUGCAUCUUUGGCGGCUGCAUCGGCGAUCACUCACGUGUUAUUGUACAACUAUAAAAUCAUCUUGCAAUUAUUCAAAAGAAAAGGCAACGCCGAAGGCAUAGACCCUCACAGAAUCGUGUGUCAAAAAUACCGGGAUUUUCCGGUGUGGGGUUUCUGUUUGAUCAGCUUGAUAUCUAUCGGCAUGGCGCUAGGGGCAUCCGCUCUUGACAAAUCGGGCCUAUCUCCUCUUGGCCUUUUGGUGGCGAUUGCUAUCUCUGGUCUUCUUACCUUGGCUGUUGGUUUCCUGACAGCUAUCACAGGCUUUCAUCUGAAUAUGAACGGUGUGGUACAAAUGUUGGGGGGGUUGAUGUUCCCUGGAAAUGCAUAUGGGAAUAUGUAUUUCACAACUUUCGGAGCCUCCACCGUAGCCCAAUCUAUGAAUAUGAUCAAAGAUCUCAAACUAGGCCAGUAUAUGCACAUCUCGCAGAGUAUGGUAGUCAUAUCUCAGUUGAUUGGGACUUUGGUCGGGGCUCUCGUGAAUUACGCUAUGAUGAAAGCCUUAAUUGGGAGUCAACGUGAAGUGUUGCUUCUACCAAAUGGUAAUGGUGUCUUUUCAGGAUUUGCGAUUGCUGCGUUUGAAUCACACGCAGUCAGCUGGGGGGCCUUCUCUACCAAGUUGUUCAUGGCCAAUCAACGUUACGUCGCAAUCCCGGCUGCCCUUGGUGUUGGACUCUUUUUGCCAAUACCCAUAUUCAUGGCGCAUAAAUACUGGCCACGACUGAAACUAAACUUGAUCAACGUACCAUUGGUUACUGGGUCCAUCUCUUCUGGAUACUCAGGUGCUACUGCCGGUAGAUUUGUAAAUAUAAUCAUUGGACUGAUGUCACAAUUUUACGCACGACGAUAUCUACCUGAAUGGUUCAAGAAGUAUAAUUACGUUUGCUCAGCUGCUUUAGAUGGUGGAGCACAGAUCGUCAUUCUAAUAUUGGCAAUCUUUUUCCAAGGUGGUGCGGGCUACCAAGUCCACUUUCCUACUUAUUUUCUUAAUCCAGACCCAAGUAUACCCAAAGAUUAUUGCUAUAUGGCACCCCAGGCUUCACAGAAAGCUGAAUAG
This is a messenger RNA of Melampsora larici-populina 98AG31, 2382 nucleotides long. Its product is annotated as putative oligopeptide transporter. Gene Ontology annotation, biological process: transmembrane transport. NCBI's taxonomy places the organism in Eukaryota, Fungi, Basidiomycota, Pucciniomycetes, Pucciniales, Melampsoraceae. The coding region runs from base 1 to 2382 and encodes 793 amino acids. The transcript is spliced from 18 exons. The record is from RefSeq and is a predicted model, not a curated record. Gene Ontology annotation, molecular function: oligopeptide transmembrane transporter activity.